Molecule: messenger RNA, 1720 nt
Organism: Ipomoea nil (Japanese morning glory)
Lineage: Eukaryota; Viridiplantae; Streptophyta; Magnoliopsida; Solanales; Convolvulaceae
Product: uridine kinase-like protein 4
Exons: 15
Coding region: 118-1518 (466 amino acids)
Cellular component (GO): cytoplasm
Molecular function (GO): kinase activity; ATP binding
Source: RefSeq, a predicted model, not a curated record
AACCACCUUCUUCUCCACUAUAAAUUCGUGAAUUUUCCAGUAGCUCAGCUCCUCGGCACCUUUCUUAAAAUAUCAGUCAAGAUUCCAGCAAUCAAUCUCCCAUACCGUAACUAAACCAUGGGUUCAAAAGCAGUAGAAGAUAUGAUAGAGGCCUCAUCAGGAGCUCAUUUUUCUGGAUUUCAUUUGCAGGGGCCAAAUGCUACUGAGGUUGAGCAACCAACAACUUCAAUGAGAGGAAAUGUUCCUAAACAACCAUUUGUUAUUGGAGUUGCUGGAGGAGCUGCAUCCGGGAAGACCACAGUUUGUGAUUUGAUUAUUGAACAGCUUCAUGAUCAGCGUGUUGUACUAGUUAACCAGGAUUCAUUCUAUCAUAAUUUGACACCCGAGGAACUUACAAAAGUUCAUGAAUACAACUUUGACCAUCCUGAUGCAUUUGAUACUGAGCAAUUGUUGUGUAUCAUGGAUAAGCUGAAACAUGGGGAAGCAGUAGAUAUUCCAAAAUAUGACUUUAAGAGUUACAAAAACAAUGCAUCAAGAAGGGUAAAUCCAUCAGAUGUUAUAAUUCUCGAAGGCAUACUUAUUUUUCAUGAUCCUCGUGUCAGAGAUCUAAUGAAUAUGAAGAUAUUUGUAGAUACAGAUGCUGAUGUACGCCUUGCGAGGAGAAUAAGGCGUGACACAGUUGAAAAGGAGCGGGAUAUUGCUAUGGUACUGGAUCAGUACUCGAAGUUUGUUAAACCAGCUUUCGAUGACUUCAUUCUUCCGACAAAGAAGUAUGCUGACAUCAUCAUUCCUCGUGGCGGAGACAAUCAUGUUGCUAUCGAUUUGAUUGUGCAGCACAUAAGGACAAAACUUGGUCAACAUGAUCUAUGUAAAAUAUAUCCUAAUCUUUAUGUCAUUCAUUCGACUUUUCAGAUACGAGGCAUGCAUACUCUUAUCCGUGAUGCUGAAACAACAAAACACGAUUUUGUAUUUUAUGCUGAUCGGUUGAUCCGCCUGGUGGUUGAACAUGGUUUGGGACAUCUGCCAUUUACAGAAAAGCAGGUGAUCACUCCAACGGGAUCUGUGUACACUGGUGUUGAUUUUUGUAAGAGAUUAUGUGGCGUCUCUGUAAUUCGAAGUGGAGAGAGUAUGGAAAAUGCUUUACGGGCUUGUUGUAAGGGCAUAAAAAUUGGCAAGAUUCUAAUUCAUCGGGAGGGCGAUAAUGGUCAGCAUCUUAUCUAUGAAAAACUACCACACGACAUUGCAGAGAGGCAAGUCUUAUUGUUGGAUCCUAUCCUGGGCACCGGGAAUUCAGCUGUUCAGGCGAUUUCUCUACUGAUAAAGAAGGGUGUACCGGAGUCCAACAUUUUAUUCCUAAAUCUCAUUUCUGCACCUCAAGGAGUUCAUGUGGUCUGCAAACGUUUCCCCAGAAUAAAGAUCGUGACAUCUGAGAUUGAAAUGGGAUUGAACAAAGAUUUUCGUGUUAUCCCCGGGAUGGGCGAAUUCGGGGACCGAUAUUUUGGCACUGAUGAUGACUAAAACAUCAUCGGAUCAUGCAUUGUUUCCCAAGUUCAAGAGAGAAAUACAGUAUUAACUGUUACUAUGUCAGUUGCUUUAAUUUGUCUAUGUUGUUCUUUAGAACGUACUGCGGUUUUUUACCCCUUUCGCCGCUUGAGAAAUCUGUCAUUUAUUUUCCCCCUCUUGAUUGAAGAUGGUAAACUAAACUGCAUUUUUUUUCUUC